AUGUAUUAUCCGUUAAGAUUAAUUACAAUCAGACAACAUUAUUUUUUAUCCAAGCCUUUGGUUAGGUUUCUAAGCAAUAAAACCAACGAUGAAAUUGUUCCAACUCUUUUGACACAGCAUUUGAAAGUGAAGCCAGUAACGAUGCUUACGGCUUCCAGAUCUCCUGGAUAUGUUGCUUCUCCGCAUUCGAAAUUACAAUCCAUGAUUUGGAGUAAUCCUAUUAGAAAUGUGUUUAUCACGAAAAAACCAGGUACAACCACCACAAGAGAGGCAAUGGUUAAAUUUAUCACUCAUUUGCACGAUUCAUAUCCAGAAAUUAACGUUAUUGUUCAACCACCGGUUAUCAGUGAGAUAUCUAAUGAUUUCAAGACCUUCCCUGAACAAAAUCCAAACCACCCACAUGUACUAUUCACUGGCGAAAAUGAAGAUAUAGUCACUAAAACUGAUUUAAUGGUCACAUUAGGAGGUGACGGUACUAUUUUACAUGCUGUCUCCAUGUUCCACGAUAUGCAGGUGCCGCCAGUGUUAGCAUUUUCUCUUGGCACUUUGGGUUUCUUAUUACCUUUCGAUUUCUCUGAACAUGAGGUAGUUUUUAACCAAGUGAUGAAUUCAAGAGCCAAGUGCCUACAUAGAACCAGGCUAGAGUGUUUUAUUGUUCGUAAAAACGACCCCAAGAAGAUUAGUAAAUUGGUUUCUGUUCAUGCUAUGAACGAUAUUUUUUUACAUAGAGGUAAUGCGCCAUAUUUGGCCUAUUUGGAUGUCUUUAUUGAUGGUGAAUAUUUGACAAGAACCACCGCAGAUGGUAUUGCUCUGGCAACACCAACUGGAUCAACGGCUUAUUCGUUAUCCGCAGGUGGAUCGAUUGUCUCACCAUUAGUUCCAUCCAUUUUAUUGACUCCAAUUUGCCCAAGAUCGUUAUCUUUUAGGCCAUUGAUUUUACCACAUUCUUCUCAUGUGAAGAUCAGAAUAUCAACAAAGUCGACUUAUAACCUGGAAAACAACAAAAUUAAUUUAUCCAUAGACGGUAGACCAUAUGACAGUUUAGAUGUUGGGGAUGAAAUACAUGUUAUCAAUGAAACGGGGACAAUAUAUUUGAAUGGUUCUGAGCUUCCGCCUGAAUACAAUUCACCCGAUCUAUUCAAACGGAAAAGUAAAAUAAAAUACUCAGGUAUUUAUUGUGUUGCCAAAACUGAAAACGAUUGGUCGCUUGGCAUUAAUGAAUUGCUUGGUUUUAAUUCAAGUUUCAGAUUUAAACCUGCAAAAACUAAAAACGACAAACCAAGCAACUGUUCAUUCGAAGAGUAA
Molecule: messenger RNA, 1305 nt
Organism: Tetrapisispora phaffii CBS 4417
Lineage: Eukaryota; Fungi; Ascomycota; Saccharomycetes; Saccharomycetales; Saccharomycetaceae
Gene: POS5
Product: NADH kinase
Exons: 1
Coding region: 1-1305 (434 amino acids)
Biological process (GO): NADP+ biosynthetic process; NAD+ metabolic process
Molecular function (GO): NAD+ kinase activity
Source: RefSeq, a predicted model, not a curated record